GGUCGCUGUGGAUCGUUGUUAGUUCUUGAGAGCAGCAGUAGUGUGUGUAUGGAGACCGCGCUCGAGCAAACUCCUGCGGUCGAUAGAUCGGGAUGAGCACAGGAAUCCGACGAUCCAGCAGUCCUACUCGAAUAAAGGACUAUUGUAUUUAAGAGAAUGAGAAUAAGAAGACUUAAGAGGCUUGAUCACUCUGUUCAUCUCACUGGCUAGGUGGCUAACUGCUUGAUCUCCUAAUGGAAAGACCAUCUGAGUUUGUCUGAUGUGAGUGCUGGUUACAAUGCUUCUCGUAUUUCUUUUAUCGGAGCGUCUGACGCAUAAUAAAGUAACAUCAUGAAUGCAGCGCGAGCGCUCCAGCCUGAAGAGUAACUGACCCGGAGAAACACAAGCCGAGACCGAGUGAACUAACUCUCGCAGGCCAACUUUAAUGUGCAUCUACAAAGCAUGCUACAGAACCAGGGCUGUGAGGUUGUCUUAGCCCAGCGAGCACCCUGCAAGGGAUGACUCUGCCAGUUUUUUCCCCUUUGGGAACUUCAGGUAAUGAGUCAGCAUCAGUGAUGGAGAUCCAUUGAGUCCUGUCCCUGAUUCUACACUGCCCUUUCCCCCUUUACCCCUGCCCUGCCUGGCAAGUGCACGAACAUGCUGCGCUUCCUCCCUCUCAAACUCGGCCGUUUGUACCGGUGUUUGAAGCUUCUAUUCAUCGUGGGCCUCUUUGUUAUCUUGCUGAUGAACACGCAGAACCUCUUUGCCUCUUUCCAAAAGAACGAACUUACAGACCGACGAUUCAUCAAUCUCAACAAGUGCCCGGCCUGCUUUGGCACUAGUUGGUGUCGUAAAUUUAUGAAUGGACAAAUAUCCUUUGAGACUUGGGGUCGCCUUCGCUUCCUUGAUGUCUUCAAUGUGAAAAACGUGUUCUUCGCCCAAUACGGGGAGCCUCGUGAGGGUACACGGAGGAUCGUACUCAAGCGAUUGGGGUCUAAUCAAGAGCUUUCUGAUAUUGACCAGAAGAUUUGCAAGCGGGCAACAGGGCGUCCUCGUUGUGAUCUCAUCCAGGCCAUGUACAAGACAGAGUUUGCUCGACUCAAUGGGGAUGUCAGACUCUUAACUCCAGACGUUGUUGAAGGCUGGUCAGACCUUGUUCAUUGUCCGUCCCAAAGACUGCUGGACAGAAUAGUCAGGAGAUACGCAGAGACAAAGGACUCUGGAAGCUUCCUGCUCAAGAACCUCAAAGAUACGGAAAGGAUGCAGCUCUUGAUGACAUUGGCUUUCAAUCCAGAGCCCCUAGUGCUGCAGAGUUUCCCAUCAGAUGAAGGCUGGCCAUUCGCGAAGUACCUGGGCGCUUGUGGACGGAUGGUUGCAGUGAACUACGUGGGUGAGGAGCUUUGGAGUUUCUUCAAUGCUCCUUGGGAGAAGAGAGUAGAUCUGGCCAAGCAACUGAUGGACAUUGCAGAGCAGCUAACCAACAAUGACUUCGACUUUGCUCUGUACCUGCUGGACGUCAGUUUCGAUAACUUUGCCGUGGGCCAGCGGGAUGGGAAAGUCAUCGUGGUGGAUGCAGAGAAUGUGGUUGUGGCCGACAAGAAGUUGAUCAAACAAAAUAAACCCGAGAACUACGACGUCUGGUACGAGAGCAAGUUUGAGGAAUGUGACAAGGAAGCCUGCCUUUCCUUCUCCAAAGACAUGUUGUGUUCGCGGGUCACAGUGGACCACAACUAUUACGCUGUCUGUCAGAACCUUCUAUCGCGAUAUGCGACAUGGCGGGGCAGCUCUGGUGGGCUCCUUCAUGACCCCCCACCACACAUAGCCAAAGACGGCCAGCUUGAAGCUCUGUUGGAUGAGUGCGCCAACCCCAAAAAGCGGUACAGCCGCUUCCAGGCAGCUAAAGAACUGCGCGAGUACCUAACCCAGCUCAGUGGCACCUCGAGGUAAUGACAGGUCACACCUGUCAGUGCUCAACCUCCGCCCAUCACUUUCUGAUGAUAUCAGCGGGGUUUGGCGAUUCCUAUUGGACUCGAUAAAGAGAGAGAGAAUUGUGGGUGUCCAUGUCUUGAAGUUUUGACGUCGGGGCAAAAGGAAGCUUUGGUCUUCUGUAACUCUAUUUCAGACCAAUCGUUCAUCACUUCUGUGUAUAUUUUGUUUUGUUUACAUUAAUCUUUAAAUUAUUGAAGAGUAUUAGGUUUAAUUUGCAAUAAAAGCUGCAGGUCUGCUAUUAUUGUUAAGACAGAAACAUACUUUACACAAGUACUUAGACUUGAACGCUUUUGCCAAUGCAUUGCAAUUAGAUGUUAUUAUUCAGGUAGCUAGCAAUAAACUAUGGCAGGCCAAACGGACGUUUAAUCAUGUGCUGGAGAUUAAUUAUAUAUAAUUAAGUUUUCACUAGUUAAAAUGCUAAUUAUUGCAUUUUUACUUGUUGAAUUUUACAAUGAUUUCUAAUGCACUCCUGUUCAAAAUGCAAUUACAGAUAUCUACAAUGAAUUUCUUACUAGAGAAUUCAUAUGAGCUAUUGUAUGUUCUUACUAGUAAAAAUAGUUUAAAACAAUAAUAGUGUUAAAACUAAAAUUGAUUUUAACAUGGUAGAUUUGGCAUUUCAGAUAACUGGAAAUGUAUUUCAGACAUCAAUAAAUUGGAGAGUAAUUGAAGAUAUUGUAAAAGGCUUGCUUACUAGUUUCAAUAAUAUUGUACAUAUCCAAAAUUAAUAUUACCACUAGUAAAAAAAACUAAUUAGCAAUUUUUACUAGUUGUAAUUCAGUUGUUAAUAUCAGAAAUGGACAUUUGCAUUAUUAACAAUUAAAAGUUAAAAUUGUUUAAUAGUGAGAAGUACAUAGCUUAUAUGUGUUUUUGGAAUUUUAACUAUUCAAAUAAAUUCAUUAUAGAUAUCAGAAACUGCAUUUUGAACAGAAGUGAAGAACUGAAAAUGCUGUUUCAGACAUCAAAACUUAAGUUUGUUACUAGUUGAAAUUCCAUGUUUUUAAGAAUGUGUAUUUCUUUCAAGUAAUAACAUCAUUUUUAUAUCAAGAAUUAAAAUUCGUACUAGUGCAAACCUUAACUAAUGAAACUGUAAUUAUAGAUACUUGAAUAUAAUUCAUAUCCUGCAUGUGAUUAAAUGUCAAAAGGACUUUAUUAAUGUCUAUAGUUUAAAGCUGAAGAGUGUAAUUUCUUCACCACCAUCGUCACCAAACCCAAAUGCAACAAAUUUUAGGGAAAAAAAAUAAAUAAAUCAACCUAAGUGUUUUUUUUUUUUAAUGUUGUCACUACAUAUUAAGCUGGGAUAGAAGGAAAUAUUUAAUAAUGAAAAGGUUGCAUAUAUCUGCUUUAAUUAAUUUUAACUACCCUACUCCGCAAGAUUCUGUUCAAACUGUUGCUCCGCCAUGACAGUAGUUCAACUGAAAGAGAAAAUGAAUCAUAGAAUGAGACCGUUUACGCCAAUGACUACUAUAGCACCCCUUGUGACAAUGUUGAGAAUGCAACACAUACUUUCUAAACACGUGUUACCUCAUCAAUUGCGAUCUGACACAUUUCAUAGUGUAACAGCUCCCAGAAUCAAGCUUAAGUUGCUAGAAGUGUCAAGGUUCAUGUACUUGCGCAAGUAUGUUUUCGGCUUUAACAUCCUGCAGUUUACUCUGAGUUUAAUUGCAAUUGUUGACACUCAGAAAGGCAGCUGGGAAUGUUAGUUCACAGAGCGACUACAGUGAUCCCAAAAAGUAUUUGGACACUUAAGCCACACCUAUAAAAAUCAAUAUAGUUGGUACGCAAAUAUCAAACCGUAAGUCAUCUACAAACAAAUUAUGCUAGAAGUUUUCUCAGAACUUACAUUUCUUUGCCAUUUUUGCAACUGUAAUAGUUCCCAAGGUUUAGAGAAGUUUUGUGGAUGUUAGUGGAUGCAUGAAGUCAACGUUCAUCACAUGAUCUAUGGACACGUUCCACUCAUAUUUGACAGCCAGGUAAUAUCUUUUGGUCUUUGUUUAAUGGAAUGUGUAGUGUUUUAUGAUUCAAAACCCAAUGAAGUUCUUUUUUGUGAAAUGUUUUGAUUAAAUAGUGUGCUUGUUCAAAUACUUGUUCGGGCCACUGUAUGUCUCAAACUUGUUAGAGAGUGUCUUUGCCUAAUCGUUUUACUUGCAUUCCAGAAAGAAUAUGUUUGGCAUAGUGUAAUUUUGAAAUGCAAAAGAGGAUUUCAAAAUCUGUACAUAAUUAGAGGAGAUUGGAGGGGAAAUGAGUUGAAAUUGCUUUGCAUAUACCAAAGAGUCUGGUUCUAUGUAACUCAAACCUCUUGAUUAAAGGGGCAGAGCUUCUCCAGUAAAAUUGAGCAUUUUCAACCAAUCAAAUUUACCCUAGAGCAACUUCAUAAAUGCAUUGAGACAUGUUGCAAACAUUUGUGUUUGUAUUAAUCAAGAAAAAGUCCACUGAGGUCCACAAUGAAUACAAAUUAUGUAUCGCUAUUAAAUCAGAGGCCCAAGCCUCUAAUUGGCAAUUAACUAUAAAUUAUCGACCGGCACAGGAUGUGUUGUAGCACUAUGAAACUCCACAACCUGGGAAUGUGCAUCCACGCAGGAUAAAAAAAAAAAGAGACUUUCUAUCUUUAAAAUCCAUCUUAACAUUUUAAUUUCACAGCUCUGCAAUUGAAUUAAUCAAUAUGUAUUUCAAUGUCUCUAACACUUAAGAUCAUUUAACUUUGAGCCAUUCUUUCCCUCCCUUGGUUUGAUUUUGCACUUGGUGGACCGAUGAAGUAGUAUGCUAAUGAGUAUAUGUUAGAUAAUGAAGUGUGCGAGUGUUUGACUGACAACAUCACUUCGUUGAGCAUGAAAGUUUGAAAGCUAGCUAAUUGCUUUCAAUUUAUUUGUUCUGCCAAAUCAAAUGACUAAAAUAAAUUCAGAUUUUAAUCUUUGUAUUUUCAUGUUUGGGUUCUGGCCAUGCAGGCCCACAGUAGUCAAAGCAAUAAUUGUUGAUCACACCAUUAUCUCUGAAAAUAUCCUGCUCUUGUCAAAUCUUUACCUGUGGUUGGAUGGCCUUGCUUUGGGUGUUGGCACGUGAGGGAUAUUUUGCGUGCAUAAAUAACUGUCUGCUUUUGUACUGUAAGUAUAUUUCUGUUGUGUAUUUAAUCAGCUGUGUCUGAUUUUACUGUGCCUUUCAUUCAGAAGUUGUAUUUACAACUUUUUAGUCUGUUUAAAUCUCAAAUAAAUGAAUAUAUAUAUAUAUCUAUAUAUGUAUAGAUAUAUAUAUACACACUUUGUGUCCAUUGUCUGUUUUAUUUUUGCUGCUACUGGCAGCAUUAAUGAUUAGAAUUGACUCUGAAUCGCCUCAUUUCUAAGAUCAACUUCCUUAAGGUAACACUUUAAAAGGUCCCAUUCGUUAAACACAGGGAUGGGGAGUAACGGAAUACAUGUAAUGGGAUUACGUAUUUAAAAUACAAAAUAUAAGUAACUGUAUUCCACUACAGUUACAAUUUAAAUCAUUGGUAAUUAGAUUAGUUACAUUCAAAAAGUAUUUUGAUUACUGAAGAGAUUACUUUGCUUUUUAUUGUCAUUUGUUUCAUUUAAUAUUUAGUUCUUUCAGAUGGAAAACAUUUAUACAUAUAAAUGAUGUGAUCCAAAGUGCAUUUGAACAGCGGUGAAACACUUUCUUAUGAUGUGUUACAUUCAUACGAGCAGACAGAGAAGUAAGUUUGAAGUAAGUUUGGAGCAGAAGAAAUAGAAAUAAACCUUGUGUAAAUUGUUAGCUUUAUGCUAAGCUAAAAUGUUAUUUCUAGCCAUUUUACAUGCACAUGUGACCAGACACCAUCAUAUUUAUUAUCAAGAAAAUUUACUUUAGAUCAUAAUUUCUUUAAGACCUUUGAUAAUACAAAAAUUGUAUUCUUGUCAAUACAUUUUGCAUUGUUUUCCUGUAAAAAUAUCUAAAAAUCAGUUUGAUUGAUCUUGUUUUAGAAACAACACUGAAUAAGAUAUUUGAGUUUUUCAGAGAAUGUAUUUUUAACAUGUGUAUUUUGUCUUACUGUACUGACAGAGUUUUUAUAGUCAAAUGCAAGAGAAGAAAUUCAAAGUAUUUAGAAUAUGUUACUGAUCUUGAGUAAUCUAACAGCAUACGUUACAAAUUAAAUUUUACAGCAUGUAUUCUGUAAUCUGUAGUGGAAUACAUUUCAAAUGUAACCCUCCCAACCCUGGUUAAACAUUAGUUAAUGCAUUGGGUAUAAUGAACAAA
Xyrauchen texanus (razorback sucker) is the source of this 6189-nucleotide messenger RNA. RefSeq names its product divergent protein kinase domain 2A. The record is from RefSeq and is a predicted model, not a curated record. NCBI's taxonomy places the organism in Eukaryota, Metazoa, Chordata, Actinopteri, Cypriniformes, Catostomidae. The coding region runs from base 637 to 1926 and encodes 429 amino acids. The transcript has 4 exons.